Molecule: messenger RNA, 3600 nt
Organism: Mytilus trossulus (common blue mussel)
Lineage: Eukaryota; Metazoa; Mollusca; Bivalvia; Mytilida; Mytilidae
Product: glutamyl aminopeptidase-like
Exons: 21
Coding region: 422-3511 (1029 amino acids)
Biological process (GO): proteolysis; peptide catabolic process
Cellular component (GO): cytoplasm
Molecular function (GO): peptide binding; metalloaminopeptidase activity; zinc ion binding
Source: RefSeq, a predicted model, not a curated record
CUCACUUCUCAUAGAAAACCGCAGUUGUAUUUUUUAUUCCGAAUGUGUAAUGUGGUUACUUUCGCUAAUGAAGCAAGCAAUUCACUUAUUGUAGGCUUAAUGGAAAAAAAUUAGAUAUGUAAUUGAUCUAGUAACGUAAUUUUGUGGAAUUUUCAUUUGGAGAAAUGUAGCUGGUAUUGGAGUUGAAAUUGUUUAUUUCGAUUUUAGUUUCUUACAUAAAAGUGUUCGAGUGUCGUAGUUUGGUGUGAUUUUGUGGAAAUGUUUGAUUAUUUUUUUUGGGUUGUUCAAACAAUAAAUUACCUCAACAUUUUUUUAAUUACAAAGGAGCUAUUUUAGAAGUGAAAACAAUAGAGAAAGAUCGUUUGAAUCUGUUUCAGUGAUAUUUCAUAGUUUAUAAUAUUUCUCAAAAGUGAUAUUAGAAAUGGAGCCUCCGAAAACGUUGACACUGUUAGAAAACGGUUCAAUUCAAGGUCAAACGAAUGACCUUGACAGUAAAAAAGAGGUCGUAGUGACGUUAAAGGACCCUAAAGGAGGAAUAUAUAUAAGCAGAUUUAAACUUAUACUUUUUACCUCAGCUUUUUUACUAUGUAUGUUACUUGUUGUGUUAUUGCUGACCUUUGUCCGGCAUGAUGAAACUGUGCGAGUUACCUCCCAUUCAGCUAUUUCCGGGUGUGAUAAAAUCAUCAAAGAUGAUAAUGGCGGAAAAACUAUGGAAAAUAUAACAGUGUCCUUUAGUGAUGGAAUUAAAAACGGGUCUCAAGAUAUUUAUGCCGAGAAUUUGACCUAUCCUGAAAAUGUCACAGACGACAAGGACGAGAAGAACGAAAAUAAAACGUAUGGUAUACUGAACGAUUCGACUAUCAACAAGGAUAGAGAACACCCGAGAAACAAUAUCCGGUUAUCGCGAGAUUUCAUUCCGGAACAUUAUGAUAUCCAACUUAUGAUAGAUUUGGAAAAUAAAACUUUUACCGGAAGUGUUAAUAUCAUCCUUAUAGCUAAGAAACCAACAAAAUAUAUCGCUUUCCAUAUAAAUAUGAUGCAAAUUUUCCCACAAGAUGUAAAAGUACGGAACAUAAACACGAAUAAAUACCUAGCAAUUGAUCAACAAAAAUCAUAUAAACGGAACCAGCUUUGGAUCAUAGAACUUGUAGAUAUGGUUGACGUUGGCCAUUCUUACAUGGUCGAAGUAAGAUCGUUCUUUGCAAAAAUUAUCAGGGAUCUCAAAGGACUUUACCUUAGUAUGUACGAAGAAGAUGGCGAGGUCAAAUAUUUAGCAGCUACCCAACUCCAGUCUACAGAUGCACGUAAAAUGUUUCCGUGUUUGGACGAACCUGACAUGAAGGCAACUUUUAGUAUGACAAUUAUACACCAAGAACAAUAUACAGCUUUAAGUAACAUGCCAGCAGAAACUGAACAGUAUUUGACCUCUGACCCUGGAUAUGUCAAGGUCAAAUAUAAGAAAUCUCCAAGAAUGUCAACCUAUCUGUUAGCAGUUAUUGUUGCUGAAUUUCAAUACAAAGAAAAGAUUUUUGAUGAUGGCUAUCAGUUGAGAGUUUGGGCACAACCUAAGAAGAUCAACCAAACUGAGUACGCCUUACAGAUAGGAGAAGAAAUAUAUGAGUACUUUACCGAUUAUUUCGGUAUUAACGACAUUGUUCCUAAAUCAGAUCAUGUAGCUGUUCCAGAUUUCAGUGGUGGAGCAAUGGAGAACUGGGGUCUCGUGAUAUAUCGCGAGACAGCUUUACUGUAUGACCCUGAAUUAUCAUCAACUGAAAACAAGUUGAUGGUUACAUUAAUUGUUGCACAUGAAAUAGCUCAUACGUGGUUUGGUAAUAUGGUUACUAUGAAAUGGUGGGACGAUCUUUGGCUGAAUGAAGGAGUUGCAAGUUUAUUGAUGUACUUCGCCAUGGAUCAUCUUUAUCCUGAUUGGGACAUUUUUAAUCUAUAUGUUGUUGUUAAAGAAGUGUUUACAGUUAUGCUUAAAGAUGCUUUACCUACGUCACAUCCGGUUUCAACACCAAUUAGUACACCUGAUGAUAUUGCCCAAACUUUUGAUACUAUAUCAUAUAGCAAGGGAAUGGCAGUGCUGCGCAUGUUACUUGGCUUUGUGGGCUGGGAAGACUUCAAACAGGGAUUAAGGCUUUAUGUCACCAAAUAUCAAUUUAAGAAUGCUGAAAUGGACGAACUAUGGGAUCAGUUUUCAGAGGCGGUUAAUCAUAGAUAUGACAUAAAAUAUAUAAUGAACACGUGGACACGGCAGAUGGGAUAUCCCGUAAUAACUAUCACGUGUGAGGGUGAUGAUUACGUGUUGCAACAGUCACGGUUUCUAUUGGACGGCAAUUCAAGUUUUGGUGCUCCAAGUAUAUAUGAUUACAAAUGGGUUAUUCCUUUUACGUAUAUGACAGAGGAACACUCGGACCCGAACAACGCUUCUAUAGUCUGGCUAGAUAUGGGGUCAGCAACUAUUCCAAAACAAGAGAACAGUUGGAUUUUAGGGAAUGUUUACUACAAGGGAUUCUACAGAAUUAAUUAUGAACUCUCUAUGUGGCAGUCUCUAGCAGCUCAACUUAAUAGAGAUCAUACUGUAUUUCCUGAAUCUAAUAGAGCUGGUCUUAUAGGAGAUGCUUUAAACCUUGCAAGGGCUCAAACUAUUGACUAUGAGGUUGCAUUGAAUAUGACAACAUACCUUAAGAAUGAAGAGAACUACGUACCAUGGAGAGCCUUUGUAGAUUCAAUAGAAUUUAUUAAAGGGAUGAUUUCAAAGCAGGGUUCAUAUGUUUUAUUACGGAAAUAUCUUCAUGACCUGGUGGCACCUGUAUUUGACACUGUAGGAACAUCAACGUCUGGAACUCUGCCAGAACAGCACAUGAGAGACGUAAUGCUACAAACAGCAUGCGAUGUAGGUGUAGUUAAAGCUAUUAGUUAUGCCAAGGAAAUGUUCAAGAAGUGGAAGACGGAAGGUAUCAAGUUACCAUCUCAGUAUUCACUGGUUAUUUACACUGUUGGGGUCAGAGAAGGCAGUGUUGAGGAAUGGGAUUAUGUAUGGAACAAGUCUAAGUCCUCUAAUGUUGAUGGCGAGAGGGAGAUGUUGAUGGACGCUUUGGCUCAAUCUCAGAAACCAUGGUUACUUUGGAGGUAUGCUAACUGGAUUUUUGACAGUUCAAAGAUUAAAAUGCAGGAUGUUCGGCUUGUUGUCAGCUACUUUGCCAAGAAUCCACUUGGUAGGAUGAUAGCUUUGCAUUUGCUGAUGACGAAAUGGGAAAGACUAAAUGAACAGUUUGGUGGAGAUAAUUUUCUUCUGCGAGAAACCAUUGGUGAAGUUACUCAGUAUGUGAAUACGGAAUUUGAAUAUAAACAGCUUGAGAGACUCUUCCGAGAUAAACCACCAAAGGUCGCAAAGAAAGAGGCAGAGAAUGCAUUAGCUCUAAUGAGAGCAAACAUAAAGUGGAUGGAAUUGAAUUAUGCUACAAUCACAAACUGGUUACGGGAUCACGUGGUUGGAAUGCUUUAAAAAUUAUUGGUCAUUUAAUUAUUUGAUCAUAUGACAUAGUUUCUGAUAGGAAAAAUGGCCAGUGACUUGCAAGUGAAGUAUUGACAACA